AUGUUGGUCGUGUGUCUGCCGGCGCCCAGCGAGCCGGUAGAGCUGUCGCGUAAGCCAGUCUCGCAAGGAAGACGUGUCUUUACGCGCAGUAGUACGUUGGGCUCAGUCAAGACAGAGACGCAAAGUGAGCCCGUGGGCCAAGCGGUACCCACCACCUUGACGUAUCAGGCACCUCGGGACAUACAGAUGCCAAACUAUGCGCAAGUAUCGACGCAGGUGGAGCAUGAUUUAGGACGUGUAUACCAAUCGUUCCGACAAGCACGGCGCAUUGCUGUUGUAUGCGGCGCAGGUAUCUCUGUAUCGUCCCCUGCUAAUAUACCCGAUUUUCGAUCCGCCUCAGGUCUUUUUGCCUCGCUUAAGCGGCGUUAUCCUACUAGUGGUCUCACAAGUGGAAAGGAUCUGUUUGAUGCCCGCUUAUUUCAAUCGGAAUCCUCGACUGCCUUGUUCUUUGCGAUGAUCGCCGAGCUCAAGGAUAUGUCGGAUGCCGCCCAGCCCACACUCUUCCACCAUAUGUUACGCCGCCUGGAUAUGGAAGGGCGCCUUCAACGCGUGUAUACCCAGAAUAUUGAUGGACUAGAAGAAAAGGUGGGGCUCUCUUUUGGCGUUGGAUCUCCUGAAGCUUGCUUGCCUACAUCGAAGCGGAAGCGAGGUGCACAGUUUGCACGGUCCCAGUCCGAUUCAUCCGUCAGGCUUUCGACCCAUCCCUCGUGCGAAAAGCCACUGUUUCCUCGUGCGAUACCACUGCAUGGAAGUCUGUCGAGCAUGACAUGCAUGCUUUGCUCGCACAAACUACGCCUCACCCGGGAGCAGGAGGCCGGGCGGCAGGCGUUAGAGACACUGCGACGGGGCGAACCCGUAUGGUGCGAACAAUGUGAAGUGACAGAUCAGCUCCGCACAUCUGCUGGGCUUCGUUCGCGCGGAAUUGGGCGUAUGAAAGUGGAUGUCGUGUUGUAUAAUGGCGAAAACGAUGCUGCAGAGCAUGUGGGAGCAUGUGUGGAACGCGAUUUGCUGGGAAUCAGAGAUCCUCAUGAGCCUGAUGUUCCAGAGACUAUGGCAGAGACGCGUGCGCGGGAACGAAAGGAGCGGCAAAGGGAGGAGAUUGGCGACUUGAGCGUGACAUCUGGCAGUAUCAAGGCCGAAGAUGCUCUCGGCGAUGCAUUCCAAAGCGAAGAUCAGGUGUCGGACCCACCUCCCCGUCGGCCCCGACGACUCAAGCCCUUGCCACCGGAUAUGCUGAUUGUGGCAGGGACAAGUCUCAAGGUGCCAGGAACUAAGCGCAUUGUGCGCGAAUUUUCCAAGGCAUGUCGGAUGCAGAAUGCGGACCGCAAGAAAGGGGCGCACGAACCACCUGUCCGUGUGGUGUAUAUGAACUACGACUUUCCCAGCAGCGCAAGCGAGUGGUCUGGCGUGUUUGAUAUGUGGAUUCAGGGCGAUGUACAACAGGCGGCCUUGGGUCUGUGCGAGCCCAUGGUCAUGAAGGAGGGCAUGGACCCGGCCGUGGAAGCCCUGGUGGCCCGGCACUCGUGGCAUGCCUACCCGACCAAGACACCGCCGCCGCGUAUACUCACUAUGAAAAGCACGGAAACGAAGAAACGGCCGUCGAAUCGUCUCGGCAUGGUGUCAGGCAAGCUGCGCACGUCCUCGAACCAGGCCACAGGCAAAGCGGGACUGGUCCGACCCCCCACCCCACCGGCGCCUAUAGCCCCGUAG
Malassezia restricta is the source of this 1710-nucleotide messenger RNA. Its product is annotated as NAD-dependent histone deacetylase SIR2. The coding region runs from base 1 to 1710 and encodes 569 amino acids. Gene Ontology annotation, cellular component: mating-type region heterochromatin. The transcript has a single exon. Gene Ontology annotation, molecular function: NAD+ binding; histone deacetylase activity, NAD-dependent. Gene Ontology annotation, biological process: pericentric heterochromatin formation; negative regulation of transcription by RNA polymerase II; regulation of DNA repair. Lineage: Eukaryota; Fungi; Basidiomycota; Malasseziomycetes; Malasseziales; Malasseziaceae. The record is from RefSeq and is a predicted model, not a curated record.